CCCUGAUUCCUGAACCUCGAUCCAAGCACCACCACCACCACCACCACCACCACUGAAGGACUUAUUCACCAGCACCACCAUAGCAGCAGGUGACUGUCAGUAGUUGACGGUGACGGUGACGGUGACGGUGACGGUGACAGUGACAGUGACGGUGACUUAAACGGCCACCGGUAUUCCCAGCUGCAGUCCACGGGGACGCGGAGCCGUAUUUCCGGCGAUCGUCGUACCUCGUUCCGCAUCUGCCUUCGCGUGGAUUUGGCCGCGCCUCUGCUCCUCUCCAGCCAUGGCGCUCGCCUCAGCUGCCACGCUGCUCCGCCGCUCCCGUGUCCCCUCCAUCUCCUCUGCUGCUGACGUCAUAGGCGCAAUGCGCCUUGGAGCCUCUGCUCUGUUGCAGCAUCGUGCAGCCUCCAGCAGCAGCAGCAGCAGCAGCAGCCAGCCAUCUGCAAUAGACCUGUCGUGGCCGGCUACCCUGCAGAAGGCGCGGUCAUGGGACGAUGGCGUGGCCACCAGCUUCGCCACCUCCUCCCUCGCUGACGUCUUCAAGGGCCGCAAGGUGGUGAUAUUCGGUGUUCCCGGAGCGUUCACAGGCGUGUGCUCCAAGGCGCAUGUGCCUGGAUACUUGGCAGCGCUGCCUGCACUGAAGGCCAAGGGCGUGGAUGCUGUGCUCUGCACCGCAGUCAACGACCCCUACACACUGCACGCCUGGGCGAACCAGCUUCAGGCGCAUGACAAGAUUGAUUUCUAUGCUGACUUCGAUGGUUCUUUCCAUCGCCACCUGGGCCUUCAGUUUGACUGCUCAGGAGCACUUCUGGGAAUGCGCUCCAACCGGUGGGCUGCAGUUGUGGAGGAUGGUGUUUUCAAGUCCCUCAAAAUUGAGGAAAAUCCAGGGGAGUUGCUGGUCAGCAGGGCUGAGGACAUCCUUACCUCCCUUGAGUGAAUGAUGCAAGUGGUCUGCAGUGCUGGUUACCAGGACAUGAUUGGAUGAUUGGUCAUGAUUCCGUACCGUAGCUUCUGGAUCCCGUCUACCUUUUUCAAACUAAUCACUAGGUGGGCAUUGAAUAGGAACACAAUGCAUCAUGGUUUCCAAGGGGAGCUGUGACAGAUGCGUGUAUUAUCCAGCGAUGCAUCCUGAUUAAGAAAUGCCUGAAGGGUUCUGGGUUUGUCUGAAGGUUGCAAUUUGUCUUUUCUCAUCUC
This is a messenger RNA of Closterium sp. NIES-67, 1194 nucleotides long. NCBI's taxonomy places the organism in Eukaryota, Viridiplantae, Streptophyta, Zygnematophyceae, Desmidiales, Closteriaceae. The record is from the annotation of a GenBank genome assembly.